Messenger RNA from Sitodiplosis mosellana (orange wheat blossom midge), 1268 nucleotides. RefSeq names its product putative mediator of RNA polymerase II transcription subunit 26. Bases 7 to 1029 code for a protein of 340 amino acids. The record is from RefSeq and is a predicted model, not a curated record. NCBI's taxonomy places the organism in Eukaryota, Metazoa, Arthropoda, Insecta, Diptera, Cecidomyiidae. The transcript is spliced from 3 exons.
CAAGAAAUGAAUAUCCUUCAAUCAAACAUCGACUACUUGACUACUAAAAUUGAAAAUAAUAAUUUUGCAAACGAAGAAGAUAAGUUUAAAUAUGAACAAGGCGGCAAACAACUUACUCAACAACAAGCACCAAGUUCACAAAGAGAUGUUGAACAUUUUGACAUUGACACAAUGCAACAGCCCAUGACAACGUCCAGCGAUAGUGUCAGCCCAUCAUCUUCUUUCAAAUACGAUUUAUAUGGAGGAAAUAAUCAUCAAAGUCGUCGGGAAUCUUUGCACGAUACCCAUCGACGAUUAUCUCAGCAAAGUUUUGGACAGUUGCCGGUCGAAAGUUCAGCCGCCAAUUUCAUUGGGUCAGAUCAAUCAGGUGAUAAAUACGUCCAAGACAGCUUCGAAACCGAGAAAAUCAAGUCAAAUCGAACAUCACCGAAUGCAGAAGAUGAUCAAUCCCAUCCUAGAGAAGUUAGACGAAAAGGAUCCAUACGGUUUUAUGAUGAAGUUCAGUCAUUUGAGGAAAAAAAGGGAAUUGAAGCUUCUCCGGAAUAUACAAAAGAUGAAUAUGAUUAUGGAAAAAAUCUUCAACAACAGGCACAACAAGAGUACACAGAUCCAACAGGCUAUGACCAAUCUGAUAGCAUCAUAAAGGCCGGGCAGUAUGACACCUCCCAAUACAUCGAUCAACAAAACUAUGACGAGAAUCAGUAUGGAGCGGGUGAUCUCCAAUCAACCAAUGAAUAUGAGUAUCAAUAUACACAAAACUAUGACCAAUCCGGCUAUCAAGCAGAUGAGCAGCCAAGUGAAUUGUUAUAUCAACCAGAACAAUACGUUGAUGGGCAGUACCAACAAAUAGUUUCAUUAGGAUCAACUUUAGAACUUGAAAAACAUCAACCAACACAACAACAGCAAAACUUUCCUCAAUUAACUUCAAGCAAUUCGGAAAUGGAUAGGAAAUAUAAAGGAAACGGAAACAACACAGUAUCAAGUAGACAGCCUGUGUCCAAACCGCCUUCCAAAAAAAAGUUCACAUAAUUAUACUUUAAACCAAAUCAACUUUGAAGAAGAAAUUAGUAGUCUAAAUUUUUUUAACUAUGGUCACGAUUAAUUUGAAAUCUAGUCAUUAUAUUUACUCUAGUCACUAUAUUAUAUAUGAAUUGAAGGCAUCUAGAACAUUCACUUGUUAAAAUUUAUAUUUAUUUAAUUUUAAUUAUUGAUCUCUAUUGCUUGAAAAAACAAUAAAAAGUACAACUUUAAUCAAUUGUAAAACUCAA